AUGGAAGCCAUCGGAUUGAACAGCCAGUCAGUAAAUGGUGGAAGCAAAUUUGUGGGCGGAAAAAACCUUUUUCGUUUACUAUAUUUUGCUCGCGAAACCCAAUGCGAAGAGGAUAAUGCAAAGCCAGUGUUGGAUGAGCUAGAGGUGAUGCGAUUGUGCUGCAGUUUCGGGAUGAUGCCGUCGAUCAAUCCUAAAGACUUCGACUUUAGCGUCUUACACGCCCGAGAAUUUGAUGCAGAUUUCAGUCGCUUUUUAUCACAUGAUCUGCUUGAAGAUUCGUGUCUCAGAGAAGUGAAGCUAAAAGGUGCGUUUGGCAUGAAAACCCAAAUUUCGAAUGCGCUACUUGACAUGAAAGCAUGCUCGGCUGAAACGCUCGUGAAACUUGCUGACGCAUAUGACGGAAUUUACUGCGUGAAGCUUAAUUUUGAAGACUCUUUAGACUAUCAUAAGCAGGAAAAAGACGUAAGUGGCUUGUUCGUAUUUUGUUGGAUUCGUGACGAGCUGUUUCAGUCUCAAAGGCUUCGAGAUAUUCCAACAUUCGUACUACGGUUUUUGACUGGGAUAACGUCAGACAUAAUUUGUUGCACCUCACCAUCAGAUCAAGAUCAGAUUGAGGCUGCUAUGGCGACGUCGGAUGAGUGUGAAGACGACGCGCUGUCGUCGUAUUCGGUCUCGUUUCACAUUGAGAAGCAAGAAGAUCAGUCUGAUAGUACAUCAUGUGCGACCAUUUCUUCUAUUGAUUUAAAAGAGCCUCCCGAAGAGUGUAUAAAUUUAUGUUUGCUAAAGGGGAGCUACCCAGCCAUCUCGUUCUUGAAAAUAGUGAAGUCGAUGACGCAUCGUCAGCAAAUCAGCCGGACUUAUCGCGGUAAGGAGCAAUCAAAAUUUGCUGAGUGGCUUAAAGCUGAGUCUCAGAAAUUUCGGAUUGAAUUAAACCGAGGAAUUAUCCGGGCACCAAAAGUAUGCGAAAGCAUUCUGAGAGCAUUUGAUUCAUGGCCUGAGGACGAGAUUGAAAGAUCACGAAAGUCUCAGGAAAUCGAAAAACAAGAAUACCUCGAUACAGCAUUUAAGGAACUUGAGAAGGAAAUCGCUGAUCAACGUGCGGCGGUUAAGCAUGCAGAGGCUCUCAUGUUCCGUUUCUUCGCCGAUAAUGCAGCAGGUGAAUGCUCAAAGAGUGCGUCGCUGCAGAUAGCUUAUAGUGAUUACAACGCAUUUUUGAAGUGGACACUAUCCACGCGCCACCGGUCGAUGAACAAAAUGCUUGAAGCCACCUUAAAUCUACCUUUGAAUCUCAGAGCAGUCAAGGCAACGCUUUAUGCUCUUUUCUGUAGUGGCAAAAAUAGCGAGUUGAUCAGGAUUGUGAAUAUGUGUGCUACAUCAUCACAUUCGGAUAUUAUGAAGACCAUUUCCAUGCAGAAAGCUGAAAAGAAAAACUCAAUGAUGGAGAUCGACGACAAUGAAAGCAAAUGGGAACAAUUCUCAAAGACAAUAUCUGCACCACUGGAGAAGUUACAAGCUAAAUGGCUGAUUGCUGUCGACAGUGUCUUCGCUGAGGCAAGAAGUACAAAGCUUGACGAAUUAAAGAAAACAACAAGAAAAUCUCAAAAUGAUCGUGAAAAGAGAAUCAUGGAAUGCAGACUCGACCAGCUCAUCGAUAAAUUGCGCUCUAAAGAUGGAUUGUCAAUAUCCGUGUCCGCGAGCAACACCGGUAAAGCCAUAGUCUGCAAAGCAGUGAAAGAAGUGAUCAGUCCGCCGUCUGUGUGCCAGGAUAUUGUAAAGCUGGCUUCGCAAGGAGACGGCUUGGUAAACAUAGAAGGUCAGGAGCAUUUGGGCCAGCAUCGGGUGUCACCCGACGAUAAACUCGUAGCAACGUUCACAGUUAAGGUGCGCUCCGCAAUAAUUGUAUGCACAGGAAGGGGCCGAGUGUACGUUCGAUUCAUAGACUUUUUUCCGAGCACGAAUUCUGAAAAGUCUUCACGCGUAAAUGAAACCAUCGUUGACACUUUUGGAAAAGUUCCAUCACUCUGCGAUUAUGAUGCUCGCACCAGACUGAUUACCUUUGUCCAUAACGAUUGUGUAUCAGUUUACAAGUUUAACGAAACAUUCAAGAAGAUGGAAUUGAUGAAAGUCGUUAAUUUGAGCAUGCGAUCAACGUUGGUAGACCUACCAUUUACAGAUGUUUUGCUGCUGAAUGACACGUUAUAUAUCACCGAUUCAAGCGGGCACUCACAAGGUAUCGGUUUGCACAACGACCAGACAUCAAAUGUCAUGAGCGUCCACGAUGACAUUGAUAAGCAAGUAGAGUGCAGCAAGCUACUGGGCCUGGCUGACAAUCUUGCUCUUGGAGUGAUUUCGUACACACAAAUUGAUGAUGGUUUGUUUACAGGAGUUCUCGAGUGCAUUUCUCAUGACAAUCAUCGCCGCCUUCCACUUUUACGUUUGGGAAUUAAUUUCCUCACUCACCACGUGAGCGUUCAAAUUGUUGAUGACGGGUUACUCGUGCUGGAUCCAAUUGCACGAAAACUGUACUUAUUUACUAUCCACGUGACGGUACGUAGUGAUUCUUAUCGGUUGCGGCGGUGUGAUAUGAGGGAGAAUGAUGGUUCUGGAAGAGGUGCCAUAUCUCCACGCAAGCAGCACUGGAUCUAUACUUUCUAUCAUGUUUUCGAAAAAUUUCCCGUACAUGGUCUGUUAGAAAUUGGCAAGCCACCUGCCAUAUUAAUUCUUGUCGCUUGUCCUGGCGUGGAGGAUAUAAAUGCUGCCUUACAAAUUUAUCACGACUUUCUUUCGCUACUAAUGAGCGAUCUUAUGGCUUUGAACAAACCGCUUUAUGGAUUAGACUUGACCAGUGGUUUUGGUGUGCAGCUUUCUCUAGAAGGCGUGAAAAUGGGUUUGAUACCUUUAAAAUCCUUUUUUAAAAAAGUGAUAACAUUUCUGCCGGUUCAAAUCUGUCGUGCGGAAGGAAAUGCACUUACAAUUCUUCAUGAUGGAACCGAUUUGUUGUUUGAGGAAGAGGAUACACUCGCUUGGGAGGCGGCGGAUAUCGCAGAGUCGAUUCGCUUUGGAUUAUUGUCCCCUUUAUUGUACGCUUGGCAAGGCCGUUGUGUGGUAAUUACAUCGAUGGGAAAGCAGUCAACAGGCAAGAGUUAUUUCUUAAACCACCUGACUGGAUCAUCAUUUGCUAUUGCUGGUAAUCGCUGCACUCAUGGCGCAUGGAUGACGCUUCGGAUUAUGCAAGAUUUCCUUCUUGUCGUACUCGAUUUUGAAGGCCUUGGCUCAUUUGAACGCACAGAUCAGGAGGACGUAUUUUUGUCGGUGCUUAAUGCAUCUCUGUCAAAUUUUACCAUUUUUCGAAUGGAAAUGCGCUUCGAUAAGGACAUUGAAUGCUCGUUGUAUAUGAGUGUCAAGGAUAUCAAUAUAAAUGAUUGCGAUGGUGUGCUCUCUGAGUUUAAUCAGAAGUUUCAAAAAACAUUGACUGCCAACCGCGAAAAUUCCUUUCUAUCUGAGAUGUACUCAGGUAAACUGGAAAUCAACUGCUCACCACCUCUUGGUUCGUUGGGGUACUAUGAGUCGCUGCGUCGUGCUCGACAACUUGUUACAAAAUUGGUCACUGAGUCAGAUGCUUUCCAUGGAUAUGAAAGUGGAAGCUCUUUUCACGAUUGUAUUCGUUUGGUCCUCGCUAAAAUUUCUAUAUUAGAUUGGACUGCUGUCGACGAGAGUUCUCAGCAAUUGCAAAUGAAUGAGCUUUAUCGUAAGAUACCUGGAGCUAUUCGUUCGGGGUGUCUUAUCCCCGUAGAAGCUCAAUUAAAAGAGGAAAAUUUGCCAAAAGGUCUGAAAGAUGUGUUGCUGCAUAACAAAAGCGACUUGUGCUUGCUUGGCCUGGAGCAGCUCAGUUGCGACUAUCCCGAGAUAUCAAAAAACUGGGCGAUUGUCAAUCAAAUAUUCUCGUUGGAUGAAAUAGACGACGAAAGCGUGGAUUUUGGACCUGCAGUUUGCUUUCACGAAGACGUUAGGACUAGCUGCAUCCACUCCUCGCUAUCGGCUCUUUUUCAAAGAUAUUUGUCGCUGAGAGGUUCAUUUGGGAAAAUUACGGAAAAAGAUUAUAUCAAUUUUGACGCAAUGUUGUCAUUUCUGGUUUGCCGCCGCAAAAUCAAGGCCAUGCUGUGGGUAAAACAAUUUUUAGGGUCGGAGCGAUUCAUGGACAAGUGGUUUCAAAUCGAGCAAGCAUUCAUUCUUCCAUUUGAAGCGUUAACCAAGCGAUGCCAACACUGCUGUACGAAGUGCCAUCUUCAGUGUAUGCGAUCAGCGUGUCAUUUGUAUAAUGAUGCCCACGACUGCGGCAUGGAUCAUGUGUGCCGUAAUUUAUGCGAAUAUUGCUGCCGACUUGAAAAGGAGGAUAUGCCUCGAUGCGUUGGAAAGGCUGGCCACCCAGGAAUAUGCGACUGUGUGAAGGGCGAUCACACAUGUGGGAAACAGUGUAGUCUGUUUGGUUCAUUUAACUGUGGAGGAUAUUGUGCGCUGCUUGGCGGACAUGUAGGAAACCAUCGUUGCUCAGCGAAGCAGCACGCGUGUGGAAAGACAUGCAGUGCGAUAGAAUGCCACGGACAGUGCAUUUUGAACACAGAAUGUCAUCACACCGUGCACAAGUGUGCUGAAAUACGGUGCAGACGAAUGUGUGAGGUGCUUGGAUGCAACGAGCGGUGCAGCACUACAAACCACUUUCAUGGCCAAUCGGAUGUGGAAGUAAAGUUUGCUGAUGAGACUGGCCAAACACGUGACACUGUGGAAAAAUCUGAAAAAAUUGUUCAUUUGUGCGAUAUGCGCCACAGAUGCAACGAAAACUGUCAAGCAAAAGGAAUUUGUAAUAAAAGCGUUCAAGUCUCCAUGAAAAAGUUCUCGGGAUCAUGUGAUAACUUUGAUUUCGAGCUAAAGCAAAUGGUUGGAGUUCGCAACAAGUGUGCCAUUAUUCUUCAACCUGGAGUCACAAAUCACGAUGGUAUCGCUCACUCGUGUUCAAAGCUUCUGCCGGAUGGAUCGAGUAGUGUUCACGGAUGCGAUGUGAGAUGUGAAGCGUGCGAGUACUAUUGCGAAAAAAAUAUUGGACAUGAAGGAGUGCAUUCUGCCGCACAUGGAAGUAUGCGCAAUAUGCAAUUUGUCGCUGAAGAUGACAUUAUUCAUUGGAGUACCCACACGUAUGUGCCAGGUGAAAAGGGAAUAGCCGAGAUGUGCAACGUGUACUGUUCUACAGCCGGACGGGGUCAUGUUCAUUACGUGAAGUGUGAUAAAAUGAAUGCUUUUGACUGUGUCUAUACUGGUUUGCAUGACCAACGUCGCCACUGUAAGACCAAGCUGAAACCUAUUCUAAUGCACGAAGUUGAUGAACUUCUACAUGAAACUUACUGGAAAACUAUUGGGUGGGAAGAUCCCUGUCGAUCAGCGCUCGAACGUGAACACUUUGCAAAAUGUCCAAACUUUUGUGAUGCUGCUGAGCACAAAGGUGCUGACAAGUCACCGGGUCAUCGCUUCGCUUGUUCUCACGUGUCGUCAACUGGUAAAUUACACCAUGUCCUCGUGCUCGAUUGCUCUGGGUCAAUGCGAGGGCGACCGUGGCAGAAUUUGAUAAGUGGUGUUCGCGAGUAUCUGCAAAGUCGAUUAUCUGCUGGCGAAACAGAGGAUAUCGUAUCAGCGGUGACGUUUGGAAAUCGCGGCAUUAUUGAAUUUGAAGGCUUUCCUAUCGAACAAGCCCCAAUUCAGCACAUUGAAUUUCAUGGAGGUGGCACUUUCUACUCAAAUGGAUUAAGUGAAGCUAGCGCUGUUUUCUCCCGCUCCGACCUAAAGAAUUACAAACCAGUGAUGAUAUUUUUCACAGAUGGGCGUCCAGCUGAUCGUAAGAAAGGACCAGCAUUAGCAGUAGACGUUCGAGAUCGGUUUGCCAAGUUUGGUUUGCGGACAUUUGUCGUGGGCUAUGGACGAGCAAGUGACUUGGGGCUCUGUGAUCUUGCGCAAAAGCUGGGCGGAUCAGUGCAUGAAGCACUCUCUAGCGCGGAUUUGACGGGAGCUUUUCGUUCAAUCUCGAUAUUGUUGGGAGCUCGCGCAGGUCUCGUUCACACUUUUGACGCAAAAGAUGACAAAGCAAAGUAA
Messenger RNA from Plasmopara halstedii, 6138 nucleotides. RefSeq lists its product as hypothetical. Bases 1 to 6138 code for a protein of 2045 amino acids. The record is from RefSeq and is a predicted model, not a curated record. The transcript has 3 exons. Lineage: Eukaryota; Oomycota; Peronosporomycetes; Peronosporales; Peronosporaceae. Gene Ontology annotation, molecular function: GTP binding.